AUGGCGGUUCACAAGAAAGAAAAAGGUUUGUCUCAAAAUUCUGGAAAAAGUAGCCAUUCAAACAAUGAUAACAAAGUGAAACAAGGAUCUGGAAAGAAUUGCAAACCUAAUGACAAAGUAAAUGGACAUAACAUAGGUCAUACCAUAUUAGUUAUUGUCAUAGCCGCCUCAUUUGCCUUGAUUCAUAGUUAUCAUGUUUCAACAUUGUUUGAAAAUGACCGUCAUUUUAGUCAUUUAUCGACACUGGAAAGAGAAAUGACAUUCCGGAGUGAAAUGGGCAUGUAUUAUUCUUAUUACAAAACCAUUGUCGAAGCAUCAACUGUUUAUGAAGGAUUUUAUGAAAUUAUUCACAACAAUUUGACUGAGUUCCCCUCUGUAAUAAAUACUCUGGAAAGAUUCAACCUUUUUCCGGAGGUUUUUCUUGGGAUUUUAUACCGAGGAUUUGAUUGGAUGUGUGAUAAAUUUGGUAUUGUUGGUAAACAAUGUUGGCAAAUUGAACGUGGUCAAGGUUUGAGCCCUGUUAACAGUUGUGAAGGACUGCGUCAACCUGAAUACUUUUAUCUGGAAGCUGUUUGGUUCUGUGCAGGUCUCACUACUACUGUUCUCUUUUUGUAUGGAGUUUUAUUAAGUGGGUCUAUAUUUGGGGGUCUCAUUACUGUUUUGUGUUUUUUUUACAACCAUGGAGAGGCAACUCGUGUUCAGUGGACUCCACCGUUGCGAGAAAGCUUUGCCUAUCCCUUUUGUUUAUUACAAAUGCUCUGCGUGAGUGCAUGUUUAAAUAUGAAUCAAGAUAGUGAUGAUAAAACUGUCUCUACAAAGAAACAUAAAAUGCAAAUUGCUGCUGUUAUGAUAACAACAUCGAUUUGCUUGACUUUAUGGCAAUUCUCUCAGUUCUUACUAGUUACACAGGUUGUAGCUCUUCUAAUUCUUUUUACUUUUGGGUUUAUAAGCAAAUUCUCUGCUAUGGUCAUUCUGAUGGGAGAAAUGAUUGCAGUAGCAUUGACUUUACUUUUGAUGUUUGGAAAUGAAUUAUUGCUAUCUUCUUUACUUACCUGUCUCCUGAUGGCCUCCCUCGUAACGCUCAAGUUUCUUUAUCCUGUUUUAAUUUCUAAUCAUUAUCGAUUCGUAAGCGGAAUCAUGUCAAUGGGUUUUGUUGCUUCGUUAACAAUAGUUUUGAGAACUAGAACAUUGACCACAAAGCAUGAUGCUCAUAUAUUAAAUAUUCUGAGAUCAAAACUUUCAUCUUAUAAUGACUUUCAUACCUUAUUGUACACAUGUUCUGCUGAAUUUGAUUUUCUUGGUUGGGAUCCUAUAAUAAAAUUAACUAAAUCACUAAUUUUACCAGCAGUAGCAUUUAUUCUUCUCAUCUUGGUUAUACACUGUUUUUUCGGCAUCUUGAAAUUCCGAUCAAUUGAUCCUCAUGUCGCUUACAAUAUACUGCAGCUUGGUGCUUUCACUAUAAUGGCAAUAAUGAUUAUGCGCCUCAAACUUUUUUUCACUCCUCACUUAUGUAUUAUAGCAUCAUUACUAGCAUCGCGGAAGUAUUUCAAGAAAUUACAAAUGGAAUAUCACUAUUCCUUGUUGAUUGUUUUCAUUGGAUGUAUGAGUGUAUCUGGAGUCUCGAAUCUUCUGGAGCAGCAUUCUAUUCUUGGAGAAUAUAGUAAUAUCGAGUUAGAAGAGUUACUUGUAUGGAUUAUGAGGAAUACGAACAAAAAUGCUGUUUUUGCUGGACCUAUGCCGAUUACUGCAGCAAUUCUUUUGUCUACCAGGAGACCAAUCGUUAAUCAUCCUCAUUAUGAAGAUGCAAUGUUAAGAGAGCGCACUAAAAAAGUAUAUUCAGCGUUCAGUCGGAAGCCUCCUGAAGAUGUAUUUAAAACUUUAUCCUCUCUACAAGUGGAAUAUUUGGUACUAUCUGAAACAUGGUGCUUUAAUCAAAAUAGGAGUGGAUGUCGCAUGACUGAUUUGUGGGAUGUUGAAGAUCCAGAAAACCAGGGAAGGCCUCCUACUUGCCCAAAGCUAUUUGUAGGAGUAUUUCCGUUUCGUCUGGUUUUUAGUAAUGAUGUCUACUCGGUACUAAAACUACAACCACCUUAUGUUGAAUUGAAAGGAUUCAACAAAUAUUAA
This is a messenger RNA of Nezara viridula (southern green stink bug), 2124 nucleotides long. NCBI's taxonomy places the organism in Eukaryota, Metazoa, Arthropoda, Insecta, Hemiptera, Pentatomidae. The record is from the annotation of a GenBank genome assembly.